AUGAGUAUUCAAUUGAUUGGACUAUCUCACACCAAGCAGAAGUUUCAAAGAAGCUUAUCAGCGAGAAUCGCGAGCCUCUUGGCCAUGACGGGUAUUAAUAAUGUCCCAAAGGGUCAUGUUGCCGUGUACGUGGGGGAAACUUACCAAAGGAAGAGAUUUGUGAUACCUAUAUCAUACUUAAACCAUCCAUUGUUCCAAGCUUUGUUGAACCUCGCAGAAGAAGCGUUUGGGUUCAAUCAUCCCAUGGGAGGUCUAACCAUCCCUUGUACUGAAGAUUACUUUACAACUCUAGCUUCUAUUAUAAAUGGUUCGUGACAAGAGAGAUCAUUGGUCAUCACAAUAUUCAUUAAGCUUCCGUAUACAUAUAUAUUUUUGUAUUUUCUUAAAUGUAUUUAAGGAAGAUGUAUUUAAGGAAGUGGAAAGGAAAUAACUCGAGGUUGAGAUACUAAUUGAGCCUGUGUCAAUUUAGACCUAA
Messenger RNA from Eruca vesicaria subsp. sativa (arugula), 475 nucleotides. NCBI's taxonomy places the organism in Eukaryota, Viridiplantae, Streptophyta, Magnoliopsida, Brassicales, Brassicaceae. The record is from the annotation of a GenBank genome assembly.